Molecule: messenger RNA, 10752 nt
Organism: Labeo rohita (rohu)
Lineage: Eukaryota; Metazoa; Chordata; Actinopteri; Cypriniformes; Cyprinidae
Product: mucin-2-like
Exons: 46
Coding region: 1-10422 (3473 amino acids)
Cellular component (GO): extracellular matrix
Molecular function (GO): protein binding
Source: RefSeq, a predicted model, not a curated record
AUGGUUGUUGUCUUCAUGGGGACUGUGAGGAUGUCCCAGAUGUGGAUGCUGAGAUGGGUCAUCCUACUGAUGAUGGGGCUACAGACUAUACAAGCAGACUCUAUGGGAAAUAAUAUUGAAGGCAUGAUGACAACAGCAACUGUGUUCCCUCCCAGCUUGAAAACUGUGAUGGUAACGGAAGCACAACCAAAUCCUGAUCAUCGGUCCACGAUCUGCAGCACUUGGGGAAAUUUCCACUUAAAGACCUUUGAUGGUCAUUUCUUUCAAGUGCCAGAUACGUGCAACUACAUUCUGGCAGUGAUGUGUAAUGAUAGAGCACCCGAUUUUAACAUCCAGAUGCAAAGAGAGACUGUAAAUGGCUCAAUCAUUUUCAGCAAAAUCACAGUAAAUCUGCAGGGGACAGUCAUUGAACUCACCAACAGUAACAUCAUUAUGGACGGUCAAGUGUUGUACAAUACAACCACUAAGGAUGGAAUUGCAGUCACGUUCAGUGCAUCAAGUGUUAAGGUCUCAAAAAAAUAUGAAGUGACUGUCUUUUUUGAAAAGGACCGAUCUUUGUUGAUUGAACUUUCUGACAAUUACCGAGGCCAGACCUGUGGACUCUGUGGAAACUUCAAUGGCAACGAGACGGAUGAUUCAAUUGACAGUGAUGAUCUGGCCAAAUUGAAAGUGCACUCACCUGAAUCCUGUGUGGAAGUCGAUCUUCACAAUAACGAUCACUGUGAAAAUCAGACAAAUAUUUGCCAGCAGUAUCUUAGCAGUCCGGGGUUUAGUGACUGUUACAGGGUGAUGGACAUGAAUUCAUUUGAAAAAGCCUGUGUAGACGAUCUGUGUCAGUGUUUCGGCAACCACGACUGUCUCUGCAAUACACUCACAGAGAUUUCACGACAGUGCACACAUGCUGGAGGAAAACCAGGAACAUGGAGGACCGAAGAGCUCUGUCCAAUGACAUGCCCUCUAAACAUGGAAUACCUGGAGUGUGGCAAUCCAUGCAAGAACACCUGCUCACAUCCACAUGCAAGUCUACAAUGUACAGAACACUGUGUGGAUGGCUGUUUCUGCCCUGAUGGCACCGUUGAGGAUGACAUUGGUAAGAAAGGUUGUAUUCCUGUGAAUGAGUGCUCAUGUUUGCACAAUGGCAACAUAUACCUAUCAGGAGAGUCAUACACACAAGCUUGUAAAACAUGUGAGUGUGCUGCUGGACACUGGAACUGCACAGAUCUGGAAUGUCCCGGAAUCUGCUCUGUUGUGGGAGGGUCUCAUAUCAUUACUUAUGAUAGAAAAAAAUUUACCUUUGAUGGCAACUGUGACUAUAUCCUCACUAAGCACUCUAAUGACAGCGACAUUGCGGUGGUGGGAAAUCUGGCACAGUGUGAUCAGGACCAAACAGCAACAUGUCUAAAUUCAGUUACUCUUGUCAUCUCAGCGACCACUAUUAGCUUUUCCUCCAGUGGAACCAUAAUGAAUGAAAACAUUCCAUAUCUGCUUCCUGUCACUAAAGGUCCUGUGAGCAUCUUCAAACCCUCUUCCUCCUUCAUCAUUGCUGAAAUGAAUAGUCUUCGUCUAGAGAUCCAGUUGGCUCCAGUCAUGCAGUUGUAUAUUGUAGCCAGCACUGAAGAGAAAGGGAAGAUGAGUGGUCUGUGUGGCAACUAUAAUGACAACCAAGAAGACGACUUUAAAAUGGAAUCAGGAAUUAUAGAGGACACAUCACCAACCUUUGUCAACUUAUGGAAGAAAAAUGCAUACAGUUGUACAGAUGUUAAAAACACAGUUUUUUCAGAUAAUCCCUGUAGUGUGGCUUCGAACACAGAGAAAACAGCUAAAGACUGGUGUUCUCGUCUCACAAACCCAAAUGGAGUGUUUUCCCCAUGUCAUUCAGAAAUAUGUCCUCUGAGUUACUACGAAUGGUGUGUUUAUGACACCUGCAAAUGUAAAGAUGUUAAGAAGUGUAUGUGUGCAGCCGUGUCCAACUAUGCCCACGCCUGUGCUGCCAGAGGAAUCAUUCUCCAGGGCUGGAUGGAUUUAGAACCGUGUGGUACAGUGACUGAGUGUUCAGGCAACAUGCAGUACUCUUACGGCGUGACCAGCUGUGGCAGCACCUGCCGCCUUCUCAGUGUACCUGUUUACAAUUGCUCAGUGUCCUUCACACCUGUAUUUGGCUGUGUCUGUCCUAAAGACACCUACCUCAACGAACAAGGCAGCUGUGUGCCUGCUCACCAGUGUCCUUGUUAUGAUGGUUACAAAGUCAUAGAUCCAUCAGAAAUAUUCUACAGUAAUGGUGUUACAUGCACAUGUACCCAUGGCAAAUUGCACUGCUCCAGUCAAGAAGACUGUGUGGCUCCAAUGACAUUCUUCAAAUGCUUAAAUCCUGGAAAAAGAGGGACAGAGUGUCAGAGGACAUGUGAGAAACAAGACCUAAACAGUUGUGUGAGCACAGGCUGUGUAUCAGGGUGUAUGUGUCCAGAUGACCUUCUGGCUGACGGAAAAGGUGGGUGUGUGACGAGAGAAAAAUGUCCAUGUUCCCAUAAUGGAGUCACCUACUCACCUGGAGAUAAAGUUCAACAGGACUGUAACACCUGCACAUGUAAAAAUGGGAUGUGGACUUGUACUGAAAAGGUGUGCUACGGCACCUGUACCAUCUACGGCGAUGGUCAUUUCAGGACUUUUGAUGGCAAGAGAUAUUUCUUCCACGGAGACUGUGAACACACCAUAGCCCAGGAUUAUUGCAAUAUAUACGAGACUCUCUCCUUUAGCCUUGUCGCAGAGAACAAAUUCAGUGAGACCACCAACAACAUGUACAAGUCUGUCAGUCUCUUGUUUGGGCAAUACAUGAUACAUUUGUCAGAGGAUGGAGUAAAAGUUGUUAAAAGCAAUGGUACUGAUGGCGAAUAUCAAAUCUAUACUGCUGGGAUAUACAUUAUUACAGAGGUCAAAGGUUUUUUUAACUUAAUCUGGGACAAUAAAACAAGUCUAACGGUCCAACUCCAUCCCAAAUUUAAGGGCAAAGUGUGUGGACUGUGUGGAAACUUUGAUGAUAAUGCAAACAAUGACUUUAUGAAGUACAAUGGAGAAGUGGUGACGGAUCCAGAGGACUUUGGGAAAAGCUGGAGGGUGGAUCCCAAAUGCCAAGACAAGACAAAUAUGAUGGAACCUUGUGAAAUAAAUCUACAUCGGAGAGCCCUGGCUGAAAAACGAUGCCGCAUCAUUAAUAGUGAUGUCUUUAAGGAAUGUAAUGCAGCUGUGGAUGCUGCUCCAUACUAUGAAGCUUGUGUACAGGACAUCUAUACAUGUGGCACUGUGGGUGACACUGAUUGUUUCUGUACUGCAGUGGCAGCUUACGCUGCUGAAUGUCGUAAAAAGGGGGUUUGUGUGACAUGGCGGACCCCAAAUAUUUGCCAUGUUUGCUGUGACUACUACAACAACCCUUCAGAUGAAUGUGAGUGGCACUAUAAAUCCUGUGCUGAACCCUGCAUAAAAACCUGCAGAAACCCAUUAGGACACUGCUCUAAUCAAAUUCCUCUUCUUGAAGGAUGCUUUCCUGACUGUCCUUCAGAUAAGCCAUAUCUAAAUGAGAUAACAAUGACGUGUGUUGAAUCUUGUACUACUACAACAACAACAUCUACAGAGACACCUACAACCACUUCCACCACUACAACAACUCCUACAACAACAACAACAACAUCAACAUCAACAGAGACACCUACAACCACUUCCACUACUACAACAACUCCUACAACAUCAACAGAGACACCUACAACCACUUCCACUACUACAACAACAUCAACAGAGACACCUACAACCACUUCCACUGCUACAACAACUCCUACUACAACGACAACAUCAACAGAGACACCUACAACCACUUCCAUUACUACAUCUACUGUAACAACAACAUCUACAGAGACAGAAUCAACACCUUCUACAACAACAUCAACAGAGACACCUACAACCACUUCCACUACUCCAACAACUACUACAACAACAUCUACAGAGACACCUUCAACCACUUCCAUUACUACAACAUCUACUGUAACAACAACACCUAAAAUAUCUUGUAACCACACCUAUGGUUGUGAGUGGUCGAACUGGUCAGACAACAGCCCAGCCAGUAUAGAACGCAAAGGACUGGAAUCCGAAUCCAUUGAUGCUUUGUUAGCUUCACAAAACAAAAGCUGUCACAAAGUAGUAGACAUUGAAUGCAGAGCGGUGGAUUAUCCAGAUACGCCCUUGAGCGAGUUGCAGCAAACCGUGCAUUGUAAUGCAUCCUAUGGUCUGAUGUGUUCAAAUCAAGAGAAUUUAAACCGCUGGAGACGAUUUUGUUUAAAUUAUGAAAUACGUAUAUGUUGCUGUCCUCCACCCCCUACGCCAAUUACAACAUCUACUGUAACAACAACAUCUACAGAGACAGAAUCAACACCUUCUACAACAACAGAGACACCUACAACAACUUCCAUCACUACAACAACUACUGUAACAACAACAUCUACAGAGACAGAAUUAACAUCUUCUACAACAACACCAACAGAGACACCUACAACCACUUCCAUUACUACAACAUCUACUGUAACAACAACAUCAACAGAGACACCUACAACCACUACCAUUACUACAACAUCUACUGUAACAACAACACCUACAGAAUCAACACCUUCUACAGCUACAUCAACAGAGACACCUACAACCACUACCAUUACUACAACAUCUACUGUAACAACAACAUCUACAGAGACAGAAUCGACACCUUCUACAACAACAUCAACAGAGACACCUACAACCACUUCCACUACUCCAACAACUACUACAACAACAUCUACAGAGACACCUUCAACCACUUCCAUUACUACAACAUCUACUGUAACAACAACAUCUACAGAGACAGAAUCAACACUUUCUACAACAACAUCAACAGAGACACCUACAACCACUUCCACUACUCCAACAACUACUACAACAACAUCUACAGAGACACCUUCAACCACUUCCAUUACUACAACAUCUACUGUAACAACAACAUCAACAGAGACACCUACAACCACUACCAUUACUACAACAUCUACUGUAACAACAACACCUACAGAAUCAACACCUUCUACAGCUACAUCAACAGAGACACCUACAACCACUACCAUUACUACAACAUCUACUGUAACAACAACAUCUACAGAGACAGAAUCGACACCUUCUACAACAACAUCAACAGAGACACCUACAACCACUUCCACUACUCCAACAACUACUACAACAACAUCUACAGAGACACCUUCAACCACUUCCAUUACUACAACAUCUACUGUAACAACAACAUCUACAGAGACAGAAUCAACACCUUCUACAACAACAUCAACAGAGACACCUACAACCACUUCCACUACUCCAACAACUACUACAACAACAUCUACAGAGACACCUUCAACCACUUCCAUUACUACAACAUCUACUGUAACAACAACAUCAACAGAGACACCUACAACCACUACCAUUACUACAACAUCUACUGUAACAACAACACCUACAGAAUCAACACCUUCUACAACUACAUCAACAGAGACACCUACAACCACUACCAUUACUACAACACCUACUGUAACAACAACAUCUACAGAGACAGAAUCGACACCUUCUACAACAACAUCAACAGAGACACCUAUAACCACUUCCACUACUCCAACAACUACUACAACAACAUCUACAGAGACACCUUCAACCACUUCCAUUACUACAACAUCUACUGUAACAACAACAUCUACAGAGACAGAAUCAACACCUUCUACAACAACAUCAACAGAGACACCUACAACCACUUCCACUACUCCAACAACUACUACAACAACAUCUACAGAGACACCUUCAACCACUUCCAUUACUACAACAUCUACUGUAACAACAUCUACAGAGACAGAAUCAACACCUUCUACAACAACAUCAACAGAGACACCUACAACCACUUCCACUACUCCAACAACUACUACAACAACAUCUACAGAGACACCUUCAACCACUACCAUUACUACAACAUCUACUGUAACAACAACAUCUACAGAGACACCUCCAACCACUUCCAUUACUACAACAUCUACUGUAACAACAACACCUACAGAAUCAACACCUUCUACAACAACAUCAACAGAGACACCUACAACCACUACCAUUACUACAACAUCUACUGUAACAACAACACCUACAGAAUCAACACCUUCUACAACUACAUCAACAGAGACACCUACAACCACUACCAUUACUACAACAUCUACUGUAACAACAACAUCUACAGAGACAGAAUCGACACCUUCUACAACAACAUCAACAGAGACACCUACAACCACUUCCACUACUCCAACAACUACUACAACAACAUCUACAGAGACACCUUCAACCACUUCCAUUACUACAACAUCUACUGUAACAACAACACCUACAGAAUCAACACCUUCUACAGCUACAUCAACAGAGACACCUACAACCACUACCAUUACUACAACAUCUACUGUAACAACAACAUCUACUGUAACAACAACAUCUACAGAGACACCUUCAACCACUUCCAUUACUACAACAUCUACUGUAACAACAACAUCUACAGAGACAGAAUCAACACCUUCUACAACAACAUCAACAGAGACACCUACAACCACUUCCACUACUCCAACAACUACUACAACAACAUCUACAGAGACACCUUCAACCACUUCCAUUACUACAACAUCUACUGUAACAACAACAUCAACAGAGACACCUACAACCACUACCAUUACUACAACAUCUACUGUAACAACAACACCUACAGAAUCAACACCUUCUACAACUACAUCAACAGAGACACCUACAACCACUACCAUUACUACAACACCUACUGUAACAACAUCUACAGAGACAGAAUCGACACCUUCUACAACAACAUCAACAGAGACACCUACAACCACUUCCACUACUCCAACAACUACUACAACAACAUCUACAGAGACACCUUCAACCACUUCCAUUACUACAACAUCUACUGUAACAACAUCUACAGAGACAGAAUCAACACCUUCUACAACAACAUCAACAGAGACACCUACAACCACUUCCACUACUCCAACAACUACUACAACAACAUCUACAGAGACACCUUCAACCACUACCAUUACUACAACAUCUACUGUAACAACAACAUCUACAGAGACACCUCCAACCACUUCCAUUACUACAACAUCUACUGUAACAACAACACCUACAGAAUCAACACCUUCUACAACAACAUCAACAGAGACACCUACAACCACUACCAUUACUACAACAUCUACUGUAACAACAACACCUACAGAAUCAACACCUUCUACAACUACAUCAACAGAGACACCUACAACCACUACCAUUACUACAACAUCUACUGUAACAACAACAUCUACAGAGACAGAAUCAACACCUUCUACAACAACAUCAACAGAGACACCUACAACCACUUCCACUACUCCAAUAACUACUACAACAACAUCUACAGAGACACCUUCAACCACUACCAUUACUACAACAUCUACUGUAACAACAACAUCUACAGAGACAUCUCCAACCACUUCCAUUACUACAACAUCUACUGUAACAACAACACCUACAGAAUCAACACCUUCUACAACAACAUCAACAGAGACACCUACAACCACUACCAUUACUACAACAUCUACUGUAACAACAACACCUACAGAAUCAACACCUUCUACAACAACAUCAACAGAGACACCUACAACCACUACCAUUACUACAACAUCUACUGUAACAACAACACUUACAGAAUCAACACCUUCUACAACAACAUCAACAGAGACACCUACAACCACUACCAUUACUACAACAUCUACUGUAACAACAACACCUACAGAAUCAACACCUUCUACAACAACAUCAACAGAGACACCUACAACCACUACCAUUACUACAACAUCUACUGUAACAACAACACCUACAGAAUCAACACCUUCUACAACAACAUCAACAGAGACACCUACAACCACUUCCACUACUCCAACAACUACUACAACAUCUACAGAGACACCUUCAACCACUUCCAUUACUACAACAUCUACUGUAACAACAACACCUACAGAAUCAACACCUUCUACAACAACAUCAACAGAGACACCUACAACCACUACCAUUACUACAACAUCUACUGUAACAACAACACCUACAGAAUCAACACCUUCUACAACAACAUCAACAGAGACACCUACAACCACUUCCACUACUCCAACAACUACUACAACAACAUCUACAGAGACACCUUCAACCACUUCCAUUACUACAACAUCUACUGUAACAACAACACCUACAGAAUCAACACCUUCUACAACAACAUCAACAGAGACACCUACAACCACUUCCAUUACUACACCAUCUACUUGUGAGCCAACAGAUAAUAUCAUACCUGACUGUGUUAAUGGAUUUCCACCUGAGAGAGUCUAUUAUAACAAUGGCCGCUGUUCCAAGUAUGAGUGUCCUUGUAUAUGCAGCAGCUGGGGGGACCCUCAUUACUUAACCUUUGAUGGAAAAUAUUAUACUUUCCAAGGAAACUGCACUUAUGUUUUGUUCCAAGAAAUCAUUCCAAGAUACAAUAUCAGUGUCCAUGUUAAAAACUAUUAUUGUGAUGUUAAAAAAAAUCUUGCCUGCCCUGAGUAUGUGAUUGUGAACUACAAAUCCUAUCAAAUAAAGCUAACAAGCAACACUAAAGUGGUCAAGGUUUAUGUUAACAAUGUUGAGAUGAAGCCAACAAUCCAACUGGGAGAUUUAAUCAUCACCACUACUGACAUUACAGUGCUUGUGAAUGCAUCUGAUAUUAAAGCUGAGAUUUUAGUCAGUAAUCUAGCUGUUUCUGUCAAACUCCCAUUCUCUUACUUCCGUAAUAAUACUGAGGGACAUUGUGGGGUUUGUGACAAUAGUACAGCAAAUGACUGCAGACUCCCUAAUGGAACAAUUGACAAAUCUUGUGAGAACAUGGCACGGUUUUGGAUGCUACCCCCAGGAUGCAAUCCUCCUGUUGUACGUCCAAGUCCUACUUGUGCACCAGAAAUGUACAAUGCCUGUGAACUCAUCAAGGGCAAAUUAUUUAAAAAAUGCCAUGAGGUCAUUCCAUAUCAAAGCUAUUAUGAUGCAUGCAAUUAUGAUGUGUGCGCCCUUCAAAAUAAAUCUGCUGUGUGUAUCAGCCUGGAGGCCUAUGCACAGAAAUGUGGCCAACAGUCUGUCUGUGUGGACUGGAAAAAUUCAGCUGACCUUAAAGGGUUAUGUGAAUACAAGUGCCCGAGUCACAAAGUAUACAAGGGGUGUGGGCCUAAAAUAGAAAAAACCUGCAGUACAAGAUACAAUGAUGAGUUCGUGGAAAAUGAUUGCCAAGGCAAAAAUUGUCAAAAAAUGUUCAUGGAAGGUUGUUUCUGUCCUGACAACACAUAUCUAGUUAGUUCAACAAUAGAUAAAUGUACACCUAACUGCGAUUGCAUGGGCCCUGAUGGAUUACCUAGAUUGCCUGGGCAAAGAUGGACCUUUAACUGUACGAUGUACCACUGCUCCAAUGAGAGCUUUGGCAUUGUGAAAGAGCCUAUUAUGUGCCCUACCAUAAAACCUUGUGGCCAUGAAUACAAAACAACAAUUGAAAACUGCUGUCCAACAUGUGUGUGUGAUCUCGAGCUGUGUCUUCAGAAGAAAUGUGAUGUGGGAUUUGAGUUAGCAGCAACUGCGACCAAUAAUAGUUGCUGUCCACCCUGUGUGCGCAAAAAAGUCUGUGUGCACAAUAACACUGAGUACCAGCCUGAAGCUAAAGUCCCUGCGGAUCCUUGUGACGAAUGUUACUGUAAAAUGGAUCAAAGGACUCAACUGUAUGAUGUAAACUGCAGUUCUAUAGACUGUCCAUCUUGCUCUCUGGGGUUUGAAUAUGUGGAACAAAAUGGAGAGUGCUGUGGAUCAUGUAAACAAAGAUUCUGUAUUUAUGAUGCGCCAGAUAACACCAGACGUUUUCUCAAGGAUCAAGAGGGGUACAAGUUCAAAUGUACGACUGCUACCUGCCGUGAAAUUAAUGGCACAUUUGUGGUUAUGGAGAGCAUUAAAAAAUGCCCUGAAUUUAAUCCAAAGGACUGUGAGCCUGGAACAUUAACAUUUGACCAAGAUGGAUGUUGCCAGAUCUGUAAGUCCAGGAACUGCGUUCUUCAGAAGAACGUCACCCAUCUGCAUGUUGAUGGUUGCACUUCCAUCGAGGCUGUAGAAGUUACAUCCUGCACUGGCCACUGUGACUCCAAAUCAAUGUAUUCAGUGGACACAAAGACCAUGAUGCACAGCUGCUUAUGUUGCCAAGAGGAGAAAGUCAACCAUCGAAAGGUGACGCUGAAGUGUGCCAACAGCGAGACUGUUCAUGACUACAUGUACAUAGAGAGCUGCAAAUGCACUGCAUGUGUACACUAGACGACCUCUGGAUAAAAGGCCCUGCUUUAGCUUGACUACUGCUGAUUUAAACAUGACUCAAUGUCAUGUAAAAAAAAAAAACUUUUAAAAAAUAUAAGAGAGAAUGAUUUAAGCUGAUUACUGCAGUUCAUUAAUAGCUAAAAUUAUUUUAGCAAAUAAUGCACCAUUUAUUUUUUCUUAAUCUAUGGUUAACUCCAAGCAUAAUCUGUUUAGUUAUCUCUCAAAGGGGAUUCUGGUCAUUUCUUUUAUUCUUUACAAUGUUUAGUAGUGCAUGAUAUAAUGUUGUACUUUUUCUUCCAAUUAAAUGAAUUAUAAUCAAUAAAGCAUAAU